AUGCUUAUAAAACAUAAAAUGAGCGAGACAAGAUCCACAUUCGUCCCAGGAAUCACAGGAUACGAUAAAUAUAGCGUACUUUCGAUCUAUAUCCUAUAUACAGUAACAAAAAUAGCUGCAAUCUUGAUACUUCAAGAUACAUAUAGUUCCCGUUGUGUACUGGACCUUACUCAUCGCUCUAUGAAUUAGCCAAAUUUUAUGUUGAAUUUUUUUAAAUUUAAAAAAUCCGAAUUUGCAAAAUUGGCAAGUAAAAUAUAAUUUAAUGUAAAUUGUAAACCAAUCAAUCAAUUAGCUCGAGAUUUCAUUAUAAUGAUUAUCACUCAUAUUUAUAAGUUCACAUAUUAAACAAAUUAUUUGCUCAGCACGAAGGGUUGUUUUUUUCCAAAAAGCAUAGUGAUUUUUCCAAUAGUUUGGCUUUCUCACAGAAAUCAGAAUGAGUUAGCGUAUAUUUAAUUUUAUAUACGACGAUCGAAAUUUUUGACGCAUUUCUAUUAUUAACAAUUUUAAUAAGAAAAUUAUUUCACCUAGAGCAGCCUCCAAAAAUGUUUAUUUUUUCAAUACAACUGAGCAUGGAAACGUAAUGUUUAUGUAGAUUCCGAAUUAUGAUAUUAGUCGUAACCUCUAUUGAUCUAGUCAAAGAAAUGGAUUGCUUACAUGGAGCAAUUGAAAUUCUUGCUGGAAUUUUGGUGUGUAGCGAAAUUAUCAAAGUUUUAUUCCUGAUAAAGCCAGCACACAAUUUUGUGAAUGAAGUGAUGGCAGCUACAUCUUAUGAUUACUUUGAUGACGCAACAAUGCUCCCACAAAUAAAUUUGGACCCAUAUAUCAAAUCUGAUGUAAGUGACAGUUUUUGUACAAUUUGCUUAGACGAUCAAAAAACUGAUGAAAGAAGGGUUGCUUUGCCAUGCAAACAUAAUUUUCAUUAUAUUUGCAUGAACACAUGGGUUACAUUUAAAAAUAGCUGUCCGGUUUGCAGAAGCACAAUAAGUUAA
Molecule: messenger RNA, 989 nt
Organism: Blepharisma stoltei
Lineage: Eukaryota; Ciliophora; Heterotrichea; Heterotrichida; Blepharismidae
Source: the annotation of a GenBank genome assembly